Didymodactylos carnosus is the source of this 806-nucleotide messenger RNA. Lineage: Eukaryota; Metazoa; Rotifera; Eurotatoria; Philodinida; Philodinidae. The record is from the annotation of a GenBank genome assembly.
AUGUAUCAUGAGAACCCAUCAGCUGAGGCAGUGUCUGUUGCGAUGCCCUCAUCAACUACAAUAAAAAAAUCGCAGAUGGCUUUCCGCACCUUGAUACCUGUGUAUCUACCAAAACGUGGUGGUGCAACAGUGGCAGUACAAGCUAAUCAAAAAAAACGAGAAAUACGUGGAAAACGUGAAUAUUCUGAUCAUCCAAAAACUAAUUGUACACCGCAAGAACAAGAGGCGACAGCCACUCAGGUGAGGUUACGGAGUAGAAAUUGUUAAACUAGUUGACUUCAGAGAUAUUGCACGAGUUCGCAGCUUGUUACAGAAGCCAAAACGUGAAAAAAUUGAAGACCGCUUUCUUAUGUUUUCACUCUAUUCUCCAUCCAAUCUUAGAAAUACGAAAAGCUCAUACCCAAAAAUGGCUGAAUUAUAAAAGGUUUGCGAACUGCUCAAGAAAUCGACGAUAAAUCAAUUUCUCAGUAUUUUGAGAUUAUUGCUAUAAACUAUUUAUUAACUAAAAUACUUCAGGAUAUCUGCACUAAAUCAGACAAACCACUAUACAGAUACAGAUAAAGUAAUCACAUAGUUGAAAAGAAAAUCCAUCAAAGUGAGCAAGAAGAACGAAACAGGGAAAACUAAAGCAUGUUAAGAUGUUGGUGGCAGAUGUUUCAGAAAUGACCUUAUGAUUUUACGAGGGCUGCGCGAUUACAAUUACAAAAUGUAAAGUUCAUACAUUGCUAUUAUCUGUAGAAUUAAGAAUUCUAGAAUUCUGAACUUUACAUACAUGUAAAGUUGCUUAUUCACACUCAUCCUCACCC